Sphaeramia orbicularis (orbiculate cardinalfish) is the source of this 2224-nucleotide messenger RNA. RefSeq names its product hydroperoxide isomerase ALOXE3-like. Gene Ontology annotation, biological process: lipid oxidation. Gene Ontology annotation, molecular function: iron ion binding; oxidoreductase activity, acting on single donors with incorporation of molecular oxygen, incorporation of two atoms of oxygen; protein binding. Bases 1 to 2010 code for a protein of 669 amino acids. Lineage: Eukaryota; Metazoa; Chordata; Actinopteri; Kurtiformes; Apogonidae. The record is from RefSeq and is a predicted model, not a curated record. The transcript has 14 exons.
AUGGCCAAGUACAAGCUGGACGUGACAACAGGGGACAUGGACUUUGCAGGAACGUGGGAUUACGUUUUCCUCACUUUAAUUGGAGCAAAUGGAGAAAGUGAACGGACUGAGCUGAGCAACUUCGGCCUCAACUUUCAAAGUGGGACGACUGGGACCUACACCAUAACAACCCCCUUGUCUCUGGGACGCAUCCUGCUGAUCAAAGUCGAAAAAGAUCCGAAUAUUAUUCUCCCAGAAAAUGAGUGGUACUUCUCCAAAGUGGUGGUGACAACUCCAGAAGGAGACGUCAUCCUGUUCCCCUGUUUCCGAUGGAUGAACAGUGGAGAGGUGGUGGAGCUGAGAGGAGGCAGAGCCAUGAAAAUCUUUGAGGAUGAUCAUCCAAUACUGAGUGAACACAGGAAGAAUGAACUGAUGCAGAGAAAGAACAUAUAUGGGUAUGAAAUUAAGGAAAAGGGAAUCCCAUAUUUCACAAAUUUCAGAGAUAUAACGGAAAUUCCAGGUGACAUCCGCCUCUCAAAGUCGAAAAUCGAUGAAAUGAUGGACACUAAGAGAUGGAUCGGUCUUGAACUGGGGCUUAAGGGGCUGUUUGGAUCGCCUAAAAAGUGGGAAAGCUUUGAAGACAUGACCAAAAUAUUCUGGCGCAAAAAGACACAAAUCUCAGAGUAUGUAACAGAGCACUGGAGGGAAGAUGCCUUUUAUGGAUCCCAGUAUCUGAACGGAGUCAACCCUGGGGUGAUGGUUCGCUGCUCAGAGCUUCCCCCAAACUUCCCAGUCACUGAUGAGAUGGUGAAGCCAUUCCUGGAGGAGGGAACCACUCUGAAGGAGGAAAUGGAGAAAGGUAAUAUAUUCCUGUCUGAUAAGAAGAUAAUGGACCGAAUCCCAACUCGAUCCUAUGAGGGUAAACCCAUCCCCGUGACUCCUGGUUUGUGUUUGUUCUACCUGAACCCACAGAGGAAUCUGAUGCCAAUUGCAAUACAGUUGUAUCAAGAGCCUUCAGAGAAGAAUCCCAUUUUUCUGCCCAGUGACUCUGAGACAGACUGGUUACUCGCCAAGAUGUUCUUUAAAAAUGCAGAUUUCAAUCACCAUCAAGCAAUCUACCACCUCAUGUCAACUCACUUUUUGGCAGAGGUCUACAACAUUGCAACCAUGCGCUGCUUGCCUGUGAUCCAUCCCAUCUUCAAGCUGCUCAUCCCACACUUCCGUUACAUUAUCUACACGAACGUCAAAGGCCGCAACAGUCUUUUUUCACCUACAGGACCGUUGAGCAUCAGCUCACUUGGGUAUGACGGGCUGAUGGAGCUCAUGAGAAGAGGUCUGAACGAACUCAAGUACUCCAACCUGAUUGUUCCGGAAAACAUCACCGAACGAGGACUGGACUCCAUCCCCAACUUCUACUACAGAGAUGAUGGCUUGAAGCUGUGGGACAUAAUCAACAGAUUCGUCAGGAAGAUGGUCGAGUACUACUACCCCUCAGACGACGUGGUGACUAAAGACGUUGAGCUGCAGGACUGGAUCGGUGAAAUAUUCAAGUAUGGCUUCUUAAGCAAGAAAGAAACAGGGGUUCCAGACAGCUUUAACACAGUUGAGGAAGUGAUUAAGUUCAUCACUAUGAUUAUCUUCUAUUCAUCUGGUCAACAUGCUGCUGUAAACAAUGGACAGUUCGACUACCUGUCCUGGGUGCCCAACGGAUCCCUCCUCCUGGUUAAAUCUCCUCCACACACCAAGGGCCAGUCGACUGAGAGGGACAUUUUGGAGUCUGUCCCCAACGUUGGAGACACCGUCAGCUUUGUGGGAAUGGCUUGGAUGCUUUCACUUGUAUACAAAGACUUCGUUCCCUUGGGUACAUUCCCCGAGGAGCGAUUUGACGAGCCCACCCCCAAGCAGUUCAUGAAGGAAUUUCACCGAGAACUGAUCCUUCUCACCGACACCAUUGAUGCUAGAAACGCGCUGCUGGAUGUUCCCUACUACUAUCUGAACCCUAACCAAAUAGAGAACAGCAUUACUAUUUAAAGAGGGAACCCUUCUGUAACAGCCUUGAAUAUAAAUACAUUUGUCUAUAUCUGUCGUGCAUGCUGGAAGAUGUUCACUUAUAAUACAGUCGAUAUCUGAGGUGCAUUCUGUGACAUGUUUGUAAUCUGAGUCUUUAUUGUAGCUGUGUGUAAGUUUAACUGUGUUGAUUGAAAUAAUAAUAUGAUGUACUUAUCUGAGCCCAACUGCGAUAGAU